Oppia nitens is the source of this 1223-nucleotide messenger RNA. RefSeq names its product D-ribitol-5-phosphate cytidylyltransferase-like. Lineage: Eukaryota; Metazoa; Arthropoda; Arachnida; Sarcoptiformes; Oppiidae. The transcript has 8 exons. Gene Ontology annotation, biological process: protein O-linked glycosylation via mannose; isoprenoid biosynthetic process. Gene Ontology annotation, cellular component: cytosol. Bases 18 to 1223 code for a protein of 401 amino acids. The record is from RefSeq and is a predicted model, not a curated record. Gene Ontology annotation, molecular function: D-ribitol-5-phosphate cytidylyltransferase activity.
UUUUAUUUACGUUUGCAAUGAGUUAUAAUAACAGUGAAGACGUCAAGAAGUUGAUGGCAAACAUCGGAGAUCUCAAGACAUAUGCCGUGAUUCCCGCCGCCGGUAAAGGACUUCGAGUGUCCGGUGAUGUGUCGGAACCGAAACAAUAUAACAUUGUUUGCGAUAAACCAUUGAUUUAUCACACAAUUAAUGCUUGUCUUAGGAUUAAAUGGAUUAGUAAAGUGAUUGUAGUGUUUGAUGACAGUAACUAUCAGAAGAUGAAGAAUAUUGUGGACGAUAUAAAGCAUCAAAAACGGGUUCAUUUAGUUGUUGGAAGUAUUACAAGACAUGGGUCGAUAGCUAACGGUAUCGAUUCAAUAGCGGCGAUGAAGUGGCCGCUGCCGGACAUUGUAGUCAUUCACGACGGGGCGCGACCUUUGCUUGAGGAACAACUGCUCAUUCAUUUGGUAGACUCUGCUGUCAAAUAUGGAGCCUCGGGUGUGAUCUGUAAGCUGACCUCAACUGUGCUGUCGGUAUCUAAUGAUAACUUAUUGGACAAGGCUUUAGACCGAAGCCAAUACUUCGCGAGCGAAACUCCUCAAGCUUUUAGAUAUAAUCUCAUUAAAGACGCCUAUAAUCAGUGUUCACAACAAGACUUUGAUUUUAACACUGAAUGUCUGGAUUUAGUCCAGAAAUAUACUUCAUCGGCGGUCAAACUAAUUGAAGCCAACCCUUCCGAGUAUUUUAAAGUGACAUUUAAAAAAGAUAUCUAUACUGCUGAAGGAAUGCUUAGAGAGAAAAAGGAUGUUUUACUUCACUGUGACUUUCAUUGCGAAUCACAAGUGGAUUAUCGGUUUAUUAGUGAACUAAGGGAAGGGUUGGAAAAGACAUUUUCAAAUGUGGCUUUCUUUAAUAAUUCCUCAGCCAUUCAACUAACAUAUAAUCCAUUAAUUGUGAGAAUAUUAAUAAAAUUUUGCAAUUCUUGGAAAGAUAUAACUGAAAAAUCGCUUUCAAAAUGUGAUUCAAUGAUAUACUUAAUCAUAACGUGUGAUAAUACCAUCGAUUCCUUAUAUAAAGAGAUGAAUUGUUGGGUCAAAUCCAAAACUAAUGACAUUAAAAAGUUUUUUGUUAUUCACUCCAAUCUUGACGAGCUUAACAAACAUAAGGACAGACUUAUAAAAACAGUAUUAUAUUUAAGCAAACAAAGUCCCAUUGAAUUAAGUGGACAAAUAUUUUUCAUGUAA